Molecule: messenger RNA, 1533 nt
Organism: Abrus precatorius (Indian licorice)
Lineage: Eukaryota; Viridiplantae; Streptophyta; Magnoliopsida; Fabales; Fabaceae
Product: pseudouridine kinase
Exons: 9
Coding region: 37-1263 (408 amino acids)
Molecular function (GO): kinase activity
Source: RefSeq, a predicted model, not a curated record
AUUGAUUCCUGAUUUGAGAAAAACACGAUAACAAGAAUGGAUGGCAGCAUUAGGGGAAGAGUGCAGGUGAGAGAUAGGGCAUUGGAGCAUGGGGAUGCAGAAGCGGUAAUAAUUGGGGGUAUGGUGUUGGACAUUCAUGCUACGCCUUCAUUGCAGCCAAAUCCUGGAACCACUAUCCCUGGCAAGGUCUAUUAUGUCCAAGGAGGAGUGGCAAGGAAUGUAGCAGAGUGCAUGUCAAAGCUAGGGGUAAAGCCAUACAUGAUUAGUGCUCUUGGGUUUGACAUGGCAGGAAACCUGCUGUUGGAACAGUGGAAAUCUGCUGGCCUAUCUACAGAAGGUAUUUUGAAGGAUAAAGAUAUUGAGACUCCAGUUGUAUGCAAUAUAUUUGAUACUAAUGGUGAGGUAGCAGCUGGUGUUGCUAGUGUGGAAGCUCUUGAAAAAUAUCUUACACCUGACUGGAUCCUGCACUUCAAAAGCACUUUACUUUCUGCUCCAGUGUUGAUGGUUGAUGCAAAUCUGAGUCAUCCUUCUCUGGAAACUGCUUGUAGAAUGGCAGCUGACACAGAGUGUCCUGUGUGGUUUGAGCCAGUAUCAGUUACUAAAUCCCGAAGAAUCAAUUCUAUUGUCAAGUAUGUAACUUUUGCUUCUCCAAAUGAAGAUGAACUUAUUGCAAUGGCAAAUGCUUUAUCUAACUCUAACAGUGAUGAGUUUCAUCCACUUAAAGAAAGUCAAAAGAAAAACAGCCUUUCAGCAGUAUCUUUGUUUCAAAUGCUGAAACCAGCAGUAUGGGUUUUACUGGAGAAAGGCAUUAAAGUGGUCCUAGUGACCUUGGGCUCAACUGGAGUUUUUUUAUGCAGUAAAGGAGGGCCAAGUUGUUUUAAAAUUCCUGCAGAGAAAACAAAUCGGUGUGGCUUUGGUGGACAAUUAUACAAGACUGUUAUGCAAAAAUGUCCUCCUAAUUGUUAUUCUGGUUUUUCUGAAUUUGAUAGAAGCUCUCAUCUCUUUGCUGUGCAUUUUCCAUCACUUCCUGCAUCAGUGGUGAGACUUACUGGCGCUGGUGAUUGCUUAGUUGGUGGAACACUGACGUCAAUUUGUUCAGGAUUAGAUAUUAUGCAAAGUGUGUCUGUUGGCAUUGCAGUUGCUAAAGCUGCUGUUGAGGUUGAGGCUAAUGUUCCUUCUGCUUUCGAUUUAUCUGCUAUCACAGAUGAUGCUAAAUCUGUAUACUCUGGUGCCAAGCUGCUCUUCCACCAAUCAAUGCUGUAAAUUUUGUACGAGGAUCAUCAUAGAUAAACAGCUUAAGUUGUGCUCUAACAACCACCUUUGCCCAGAGGAAAAAAAAUUGCUACAUCAUCCCAAUGUUUUAUGUAAUUGAAUUAUGAAUCAAUAACUGUUUUUGGAAUUUUUAUGAAGUUGACAUUUAUCUGUAAGAGUACAAUUGAUAUAUACCUUAUUUCGUCAACCCCUGGUACUUACACUAACAUCUAUUGACAUGUUGUACUUGAUCGUGUCAUUUCUGUCCUUGUAAUGAAUUUC